AAAUAGAAUAUUUUUGUAGACCAUGGAUCGAGACGAAGUCUGUGCUAGUCUGAUAACAUGGAUGCAGACGUUCGGGAUCAGUGGUCCGUGUCAAUCUCCCGAGGAUCUUAGUGAUGGUGUUGCUAUGGCACAAGUACUACAUCAAAUUGCACCUAAUUUCUUCAAUGAAGCAUGGAUGUCUAAGAUCAAGACAGAUGAUGUCACAAACUGGAGACUUAAGGUCAGCAACUUGAAGAAAGUGUUGAAAGGCAUAUUGGAAUACAAUCUAGAGGUGAUUGGUAUACAGAUCCAUGAUUUCCAAAUGCCUGAUGUUAACUCUAUAGGUGAACACAGUAACGUGCCAGAACUGGGGCGCUUGCUUCAGCUUAUCUUAGGCUGUGCUGUCAACUGUGAUGCUAAACAAGAGUACAUCCAGCGUAUCAUGUCCAUGGAAGAAUCGGUACAGCAUGUGGUAAUGAAUGCCAUACAGGAGCUCAUGACAAAGGAAAUCACAACCAGCAGUGAUGGUGAAUCAGAAUUAGCAGAACAGCUAAGACGGACAACAGAUGAACUAAACAGUGCGUUAGAAGCAAGAGAAGAACUGACACAACGAUGCCAUGAACUUGACCAACAGGUGGCUGGCUUAAUAGAAGAAAAGCAGGGCUUAGUGUUUGAAAAUGACAAAUUAAAUGAAAGGCUGAAUCUAGCAGAGAAUUUGGAUGAUCCUGCGUGUGUCAAUUACAUUCUUCAGUCAAGCACUCCAGCUGGUAAGAGGUUUCAGCAGCUGCAGCAACAGGUGGAUAAACUGCAGGAGGAGAAUUUUAAACUAGAAUCUAGUCGAGAUGAUUUAAGAAUAAAGUCGGAAAUUCUUGCAAGAGAUUUUUCUGAACUUAAACAAAAAAAUGUGGAGCUUACAGCGAUAGCAGAUGAGGCACGUUCUCUGAAGGAUGAGGUGGAUGUUCUCAGGCAUACAUCAGAACAAGUCUCUAAGUAUGAAACAAGUAUAGAAUCUUACAAGAAGAAAAUGGAUGAACUCAGUGACCUGCGGGGCCAGCUGAAACUGCUGGAGGAGAAAAACACCAAGUACAUGACAGAACAUCUGGAGCUAGAAGAGGAACUGAGGAAGGCAUCAUCAUUGAAACAACAGCUAGAAGGCUACAAACGUCAGGUCCAUGAGUUACAGAACAAGCUAACCGAGGAAACAAAGCGAGCAGACAAGGCUGACUUCGAAGCUAAGCGUGCACAGGACAAAAUGUCUACUCUUCAAAGAGAAAAAGAGAGAAUGGCAGAGGAGAGAGAUUCCCUGAGAGAACUCAAUGAGGAGAUGAAGCUGACACAGUUACAGAACAUGGAGGAACCUGGAGAGAUAGCUACAUCACCUAGGCUUGAGAUGUUGUCACUGCCACCAGAAGUCAAGGAGAAGAUGCUGAGGCUGGAACAUGAGAAUAAAAUACUGAAACUUAGGACCUCUAAUGAUGAUAGUGAACAGGCACCUAUGUUACAGUCCAUGCUUGAUGAUGCUAAUGCUCGCAAAAAUGAACUGGAGACAGAGCUACGGAUAGCCAAUCAGCGAAUAAUGACUUUGGAGGCUCAAGUCGAAGAUAUUCAAGAAAGUCACACCACAACAUCGAAUGAGGAAAUGCUGGACAUGAGGAAAAAAAUAAAUGAACAGAUUAAACGAACUCAAGAUACUGAAAGUGUUCUACAGAAAAAUAAAGAGACAAUAGGUGACCUUGAAGCAAGGUUAAGUGGUAGUGUAGAUAAGGUGCAGGAGUUAAAAGAUCAGCUCAAAAGGAAGGACGAAGACAUGAAGUUAAUGGAGGCUAAGUAUAAAAAGUACCUGGAAAAGGCUAAGUCGGUGUUCAAGGCAAUAGACACCAAACAAAACACAGGAACUGUCCCAGAAGUGACAGUGACGGCCUUAAAAAAUCAGCUGCAGGAAAAAGAGAGAUACAUUGAACAGUUAGAGAAAGAAAAUGACAAGGCGAAAAGUAUACGAGAACAAGAGGAGAAAUACAUUGUGUCUGCUUGGUAUAAUUUGGGGAUGCAAUUGAAUCGUCAGGCUACAGAGGAAAGGCUGGCCAAUGCUUCCACAGGACAAUCGUUUUUAGCUAGACAACGACAAGUGCAUUCACGCAGGACUCAGUCUAUACCUAACUCUCAUUCAAAUUCAACUCGGUGAAACAAAACAAUUUUUUUUUUUAUUUAGCCUUGUUUACCACCUGAUCUUUAAAUACUCCAUGUGAUGACAGGAGUGGCGCACUCCAAAGUGAUGUAUCGUCUCUGGUGAUUCAGGAUCAUAUCGAAACAGCUGGUUGUACUAGUUAUGUCUCUGUGAGGCUUUGAUGAUGUCAAACUCCACCUGGACAACACAGUGCAAUAUCAGUACUCAACACAACCCCUGGAUAUCGUUCAAGAAACAAUACAGAUAUUUGCCAUAAUCAUGAAAAGCAUUUUUGAAAUCUCAAAUUCUUAAACAGGCUUUUUUAAGAUCUACUCAUUGUCAGGUCAUACUUGUUCAUAGGACUGAAUUUGAUUGAUAAACAAACAUGGGUUUUCGAAUCCCUUCUCCUAGUCAAGAAUAUGCUACACCUAUAUAAUGAUAGGUAAUUGCUAUUACGUGGACAGCUGAACCUUAUGUCUCUGUGAACCACACUCUCUCAGGACAAUCUGCACACUCCUCUCUUAUUUCUAUAAUCUUCUAAAUCAUUGAACAUUCAAUUGGCAUAAACAGCUGAUGAAAUUUCCAUGUCAUGUUGAUAUCGUAUAUCAGAAAUGACUCUGCUGUCAUGGUGAUAAGUAGCAGUAGUUACCAUAUAUGGAAAAAGCUGAUUUUUAUUGGUUUUUCAAAGAAGCUUUAAUAAAGUUUCCUUAAAAUCAAAAUUGAGUUUCCAAUAUACCACUAGUAUUGUAAUCUGGCCUAACAUGUGAUAUACAAGACAGAAAUUUGAUCACAGGUUGUACAUUUAUGAUGCUGGGAGUUGUAAAUUUUUUUACAAAACAUAAUGAAACAAAUAUGUCUCGACUGUCAGCCAGGUUUAUUUAUGCUGGUAUACUAUAAUGAAGUCUAUUUACCAUUGAUUUGUGAACCAUAAUAUGUCAUUUUGUUUUCACAUAUACAAACAGGAAUUUGUCGUAAAACUUCCUAAUUUUGUCAGAAUCAUUUAAAAACAUUUAUCUUGUAAGAAUGUAAAUUCUAAUGUAACAUAUAUAGAGACUUGUUUAUAAUAAAUUGAUAAUGCAUUUAGGAUUCUAUAUCAGCAGUGAAUAGUAACUGACAUAAUAUUCAAGUUGGGAUGUUUCACAGUGAUAAAGGUAUUUAUUGAAUAUUAUUUAACAUCCUUAUUGAGGAGAGACAACAACUUGUAUCCAUCUCUUCAAAUGACUUUCAAGUUAAUGCCAGCUUUUUCUCGUUGAAAUACGAAUUCUGAUAAAUUAGACUAUUUAUAGUUUUUCAUGUGUUGUCGGUUAUAACUCUCAGUAACCCUACACCUUUAUUUCUGUAAGGAUAAACAACAGUAAUUUUGUCUUCCUUGAGACAGGUUAAGGUAAAGGUUGUUUUUUCAUAUGGUUCUAAUUGUAUUUCAACUAUGUAAUAUAGUUCAGUAAAAGUUUAAGUCGACAUAGAGAACAUUUAUACAAUAUCAACAUGUUGAACGCUCAAUCUACAUACUGAAUAUGAGGGCUGUUUUAGUGCGGUAAGGACAUGGAAAAUUGACCAAUUUAGUUUAAAACUGCAAACAUAACAUCAAAAAUAUUUUCACUCACUUGUGAAAGUAAAAUUUGCCAUACAGUGUGGAACCAUAUAGUCAGAUUUCUAAUACUUCAUAUUUAUACACACAAGUAGUUCAAAAAAGCUAACCUGCAAAAGUUUCAAAUUAAUUUAACCAGCGAAAAUUUAUUCCAGUAAAAAAACACAAUUACAUGUAUCACAAUAUACAAUAGCUUAUGAGUAUCUUGUUAAUUCAAUUUGUAAUUUAUUACUGAUAAUAAGAAUAGUAGCAGUCUUUAUAUGUGUGUAUAUUGUUUAAAAAUACAUAUAAUGAUGAAUCGGACAUAUUCUGUCUGUAAAUGUGGAUGUGGAAUACAUGAAAUGUGACAUUACUCUGGAUUAGUAACAGAUUUAAGGCUUAACCCAACUUAACAUGUAAGUCCUAUGCAAUGAACACAGAUCUAACGGAUGAAAUUUCGUAAUUGUGCAUUUUAAUCAAAACAUAAUCUUAAGCUGUCAUUUUCAUCAGCAGCACAGAGCAGUCAUAUCACCAGGAUAUUUAAACAAUGGUUAAAAGAUAACAUCGCCCUCUGUAGGAUAUGGUAGAAGUGUAAGGACAAAAUCACCAGGUACAUAACGGUAAAUAAUCUAUGCAGUCUGUACAUAUACAGUUUUAAAUAGGUUAAUUUUCAGUAUUUAAUGAUGUAUUAAAGUGACUUUUUUUAUCUACAAAUACAUGUAGCCAUAAUGCUUAGAUGUCAACUGUCCUGCAUACUAGAUAGAUAGUCCUAGUUGUUCAAAGUCACCUGAUUAGCUAAAAAGUUUCUUUACUGUAAUUUUUGAGAUUUGGUUGAAAAUCAAAAACUGUUUUCAUGUCCCCUGUGCAUAUUUGUAUAUGUUAUUUUCAAUUUUACAUACAAAUUUUAUUGUUGAAUUUGAACGUUUUAUGUAUCUUGCCAUCAAAAAAAUUUGAAUUUUAAUAACUGGGUCUUGUUGCACGGUGGAAGAUUGCACUUUGAUAUCAUCCAACGUACCAUUGUUUAAUAGUCAUCGUAUCACGGCCAGUUUUAACUGUGAAUCUCACCACACCUGGUAUUAUGAAGUUAUGUACAUUUCAUAAUUAGAUGCUACUGUAAGUCAUUUCUAAUUCAGUAGAGUGAAUGACAGUGAAGUAAGGAGAUUUCACAAUAUAUUGUUGUCAUUUAGAUGUGAGACCUUUUCUCAUAUUUUCUCAAAUUGUCCGAGAAAGUAUAGGAAUUUCUACAAUAGUUUUGUAUAUAUCUAAAGUGUUUUUCACUGUGUGUAAAUACAUAGCUAGAUGAUAUUUGGAGUGGACAAGACCUGUGAUAUGUUGUCCCCAGUUAUAAUAGACAUUACUGCCAUUUGGUGUGCAACUAACCGGUUGUUAUAACUGGACAUCAGUGCCAUUUGGUUCCUGACUGACCAGUUGUUAAGUUACAACUGGACAUUCACUGCUGUUUGGUGCGUUACUGAUCAGUUGUUAAAUUACAACUAGACAUCACUACUGUUUAGUGCGUGACUGACCAGUUGUGAAGUUUUAACUGGACAUUCACUACAGUUUGGUGCGUGACUGACCAGUUGUGAAGUUUUAACUGGACAUUCACUACUGUUUGGUGCAAGACUGGUCAGUCGCUAAGUUAUAACUGGACAUCACUGUUAUUUGGUGCGAAACCGGUCAUGUGCUUAGUUGUAACUGGAUAUUGGGUUUUUAUAUUUCAGGGAUAUCUGUGAUGAUAGAAGUAACUGGGGUCUCUUGAUACAUUUUUAAUACAUUUUGAUGUUAUUACAGACAUGGUAAAGAUGUGACCUGGCUGUACCAUCUAAGGACUGCAUGAAUACACUCAGAGGUUGGGGGGCUUCAAGCCAUUCAUAACUGCCAGUAUAUAUUAUGUGAAGUGAUUUCACCUACAGCUUGGUAGUUUAAGUAAUUAUAAUAUCGGAUGUUUCUUGUGAUGUUUGGAAUAUAUCAAACUUUAUUUUUAAUACAAAUUUAAGGUAUUAUUGAUAAAAAGAAAAAUUUCAAUAAUUUGUUGUGUGAAGAAAAUUUACCAACAAACCAUUAGACAGAUUAUCUCAGCCAUAUGGUUGGUGAUUUGAGAUUUUAGGAAAUUAUGUAAUUAUAAAUUAAUAGAAAGUAUUAGUAGAGAAAAAGUACAUGUAUUUACAAGUAAUGAGGAAGUUUUUUAAACAGUUUGUAUUUAUAAGUAAUUACUGGAAAUUUGUGUAUUUAUAAGUAAUUAAGCAAUUUAUAUAAUUAGAAAUAGUCACAGGAGGUACAUGUUAUAGUGAGUGACGAGGAUGAAAGCUGAUUGGUUAUGUAAUCUAUUGCAACCUAUAUUUUGUUAUUAGAAUUAGUGUAGAUUUUAAACAAAUCAACCAAACACUGUGAUGGUUUAGUAUUUAUUGGUGAUGAACAGCCUACAUACAUUGUCAUUAAGGAUGUAAUCUUCAGGCCCGUCAGUAAAGAACAGAAUUUUCAGUUCAGGCUUGAAGACUGCUUCAUCAUCCUUGUUCAACUAUAUAUAUACAUGAGGGUGUCGUCACUAAGGAUAUGUGCAAUUUUUAGUGUGUAUCUGGUUUUAUCAUCAUUAGUACUAACUGUUUUGUAGGAGGUAUUAUAUAGGAAUCUGCUAGAUAACAAAUAGCUUCAGAUAAAUGUAUAUACCUGGAAUUAUAAGCUACUCAAGCAUAUCUGCACUCAGAUUUUCUGAACACUUAAUCCGAGCUUAGCACUUAAGGCCGGAUUAAGUAGAAAAAGAAGGUUAAAAUUUAAUCCAUUGUGUAAAUACUGAAGAAUGUACGAGAAUCAUUCAUUAAUGAUCUCUUAAUGAUAUUCAUCUUCUCUGUCACAUAUAUAUAGUCCGAUCUAUUGUAUCACUUUGUAUGAUUCAUAUAUAUCACUGCAUUACUCAAAAUAUACAGAGCUGAAGGCUCUGUUUGUGCUUCGCUUCAUCACCUUUUUUAUUUAUACGACACAGUGCUAAAUCUGUUAAAUCAUGUUACCUUUCUUCCUAUCAGCUGAACAUAAUUUAUCACAUCAUAUUUUCUCAGUUUUUUUCUUCAUUUAAGAAAUAUUAAGAAAAAUGCUGGGAGUGUUCAUUUGACAGAGGUUUGGUUCAAAUUCCAGCCUGAUUAUCCCCCUUGGUUCUUUAUUUAAACUUAGAAUUUUAAAAAAAAAAUUAUUAUUAGAGUUAAUAUUGUUUGAUUUUUCCCGUUUUUUCUAUUAUAAUUAUAUUUUAGUAUUUAUGUUAUAUAGUAGCUUGAUUUAUAUCAUAUCAUGUCUAACAGUUCUGGACAGGAACGCUUGUGUAAAAUAAUGAAAAUAUGCAGUAUCCACACUGCUUCAGUAUGGUGCUGAAAGAAAGGAGGAAGUGUUUAGAUAUUAGAUUGGCAAUCUACUUUAGUUUGAAGGUUCUAUAACCUGGCCUUAGAUACUUAAUUACAUAGAUAUUCAAACAAGCCAAUUACACCAUAAAUGUGUGGUAAAAGUAUGAGUGACAUCCCCUGGCGUUUGCUAAAAUUAAAACUGCCGAUUGAUUGAUAAUAAUUAUUGUUAAAACACUAUUUCUAUUUGCUAUUACUGUGGUGUUGAAGUAUUCAAUCUCUACCUCUGUAUGUAUUGCUACUGUUCUGAACUACUUCAUGGUAACACAGAGACAUGGUAACCAUUUUAUAGUGAGGUGAUACUCCUGGUAUAUCAUUAUGUACAAUGAGUUUUUCAUAACUGGAUAUACAAGACUUUUGUUCUGUCAUUGUAACUGAUAGUGUGGUGGAGGCUAACUCGAGUCAGAUUUAUAACUAACUUUAUCACAACAAUACAAACUUACGCAAAAAGCAUUAUUCACAUUUUCAAUUUUAAUCUUGUAUUUCAGGGUAUCCAAUAUCAUAUUUUUUAAAGACCAAGCAAUUUUGUAAUAAAAAAUACGGCAUUAA
Messenger RNA from Ylistrum balloti, 7645 nucleotides. RefSeq names its product protein Hook homolog 3-like. The coding region runs from base 23 to 2161 and encodes 712 amino acids. Gene Ontology annotation, molecular function: dynein light intermediate chain binding; microtubule binding. Gene Ontology annotation, biological process: cytoplasmic microtubule organization; cytoskeleton-dependent intracellular transport. NCBI's taxonomy places the organism in Eukaryota, Metazoa, Mollusca, Bivalvia, Pectinida, Pectinidae. The transcript is spliced from 22 exons. The record is from RefSeq and is a predicted model, not a curated record. Gene Ontology annotation, cellular component: cytoplasm; centrosome.